Messenger RNA from Spodoptera frugiperda (fall armyworm), 899 nucleotides. RefSeq lists its product as uncharacterized. NCBI's taxonomy places the organism in Eukaryota, Metazoa, Arthropoda, Insecta, Lepidoptera, Noctuidae. The transcript is spliced from 2 exons. Bases 250 to 696 code for a protein of 148 amino acids. The record is from RefSeq and is a predicted model, not a curated record.
UUCUCCUCUAACGCCUGGCGGUAAUGGAUCAGAACUACUUGUCUAUAGCCAUACUCUAUUAUUGUAAUUUGAGGUUAUCCAUGUAGCCAUUUAGUAAACAAUAAUAAAUAUUGUCAUCUUUCAUUUAGAUUCACUACUGAAAGAUACUGUAAUUGAAAUACAUUUACGGUGGUGUCGAUCAAAGAAGAUAAAUGGAGACAUAUUAUACUAAAUAGCUUCAGUGUUCUACGAAUAUAAAUCAACAGGAUAAUGGGUAAGAGGAGCAAGUCGUCUAACGUCGCUGCUGAGGAAGUAGAUGUAAGCGGUAAAAAAAUGAAGAAUAAAAGAAUUAAGUUUGAAUCAGACGAGACAGAUGAACCGAAACCUAGCGAAACUAAUGUGGAUCCUAGUAUUGAACAAGUUAAACGAAAAAAGAAAAAUAAAUCGCAAAGUAAUAAAGGCGAUGAGGAAAAGAAAAAUAAGAAAAUUAUAUUUAGAGAGGACGAUGACGAACCAGUUGAAGUUGAUGUUCCUACAACUACAAAUCAACGGAAACGUACUAAAGAAGUUGUUCCUCAAGAGAAUGAAGAAGAUAUUAAAGACGAAGACAUUGAUAAAUUCUGUGAUGAGUUAAAUGAUGAGGAUAACGAACAGUUUGAGAGUUGGGUUAAAUUAAUAGAAGCUAAGCUUCAUUCGAAUAAAAAGAAACCUAAAUGAUAAAAUGAAUUUUUACUUUAAAAGACAACCAUUAAAAUGCCGAUUGCAAUAGGAGGCGCAUUUAAAAGUUAAAACGUUUUUAAAGACGUUGAAGAAUAAUUUAACACAUUUGGUCUUAGAAAGCCUUGAGUCGCGUUGCCAUCUGGUUUAUAACAACAGACGUUUAUUUUCAGCGCUAAUAAAUUGAACAAAAUCUGAAAUCA